Messenger RNA from Stylophora pistillata, 1710 nucleotides. RefSeq lists its product as uncharacterized. The record is from RefSeq and is a predicted model, not a curated record. NCBI's taxonomy places the organism in Eukaryota, Metazoa, Cnidaria, Anthozoa, Scleractinia, Pocilloporidae.
CCUAAAGCAUUAGAGAUGGAAAAUUGAUGGUUCUCGCAUUUGUUUCCCUUUAUUGAAAAUAUUUUCAAAAGGGAAACCUCUGUGAUAGCGGAUUAAAAACGUUGUUUUUUAACAAGACUGAGAAGAUGGCCCGCUCGAUGCUCUCUUUCAUAUUUCUUCUUUUUUCGUUUGGAGGCUGGUUCUACACCUCAAUAGCUGCAAGCCAUGAUAGCUGUCGGCGUCUAAAGUUCUUGCAACAGAAAGAUGGAUCUGGAUUGGUAGGCCACGUCAUUCAAAACAUUUCAUUACCAAUCGGAAUGCAUAUCUAUAGUCACUGCAGAAACUGGUGUACAAUGGAAGACAGGUGUAGAUCGAUCAACAUGGGACCCUCAGGAGAAAAUGAUAACGUUUUAUGUCAAUUGAGUGACUCGGAUCACUUACAACACCCAAAUGAUCUGAAACCUAUGGCAGGCUUUAUGUAUAGGGGUACGGAGAACAAGUGUUGUUUAAACAUGUGCUACAACGAUGCAACUUGCCUGGUUGUAUUUACGGAUGAGGGAUACAAGUGUGUUUGUCCACCUGGUUACACGGGAGACCACUGUGAAAAAGAUGUAGACGAGUGUACCACCAAUACGCACUACUGUGAUAUCAAUGCUGAGUGCAACAAUACCGAAGGUUCUUUUAACUGCAACUGCAAGGUUGGAUUCAAAGGCGAUGGCAAAAAAUGCACGGAUUUAAACGAAUGUUCCACCGAUGCUCACAACUGUGGUGUCCAUGCUCACUGCAACGAUACCGAGGGUUCCUUCAACUGCAGCUGCAAAGAAGGGUUUAAUGGCGAUGGCAAGAACUGUACAGCAUUCAAGGCCGUUUUUACAAACCUCAAUGCCAGUGGGAGAUUUGGUCCAACAAGGCUGGGCAGUCACUACACAGGACAGGAUCAUGAUGGACAAGUUACUCUGUCCAUUGGUAUUCAAAACUGGACUGUGCCGCACACUGGUGACUACAGAAUAGAAGCAAUAGGAGCAGCAGGGGGGUACGAUGUACACGCUAACAGCACUCAGCACGUGCACCAGGGAAGAGGAGCAAGAAUGAUUGGAACAUUCAGUUUAGACAAGGGUGGAGUCAUUCAGAUACUUGUCGGUCAAGAAGGAGGAAUAAACAAAGGGUAUCGCAGUUCUGGAGGUGGUGGAGGUACUUUCGUGGUGAGAGGAGCCAACACACCUUUGAUAGUAGCUGGAGGCGGAGGAGGGGUAAGUGCAGUUUGGUCAAGACAUGAAGGAUGUGACGCCAGCACAAACACAGCAGGGAAUCCAGGAUACAAAUCAUGGUCAGGGGGAAGCAAUGGACAUGGUGCACAGACUGCAGAUGAUCGUGCUUCAGUUGGUGGUGGUGGCGGAGGGUUUUACUCAAGUGGAAGAAGUGGAAAGAAUUUUAAUGGAAUCUACGGGUGGGGUGGGGAGGGUGGUAAGGGAUUUAUUCAGGGAGGGGUGGGCGGAAGAGCCAAGCGUAACAAUGUUGUUGGUGGGUUUGGUGGAGGUGGUGGAGCUGAGGGAUAUAGGGGAGGAGGAGGAGGAGGAGGGUACGCUGGGGGAGGCAGUGGAGCUGAUAUUCGUGAUUCCUGUGGGGGUGGGGGAGGCUCUUACAACGAUGGAGACAACCAGGAAAAUAAGUGUUGUUAUGACACCGCUCGUCAUGGUCAGGUAACUAUUACGUUCCUGCGGUAAAAAAAAA